AUGAGGCCAUCCGUUCUUCCGCGACAUCUCAGUCGUCGCAUAAACCCCUCAUCGCUAUCGCGAAACCUCGCAACCCCGUCGCAAUAUCUCCAACGACCAACGAUACCAUCAUCAACAUUACCAACCACCAGAAAGCCGUAUCUAGCAAACAUCGAAACACUCCGAUCCUUCCAUCUCCCUUCCAUAUCAUCUCUACUCUCAAACAAUGGUAACGGCAACAACAAUGGCCGCACCCUUACCGCCACCCGCACCCUUCCUUACGCCCCGGAAUCCCUGUACAAGGUGAUCUCCUCGGUGGAAUCCUACUCCCAAUUCCUCCCCUUCCUCACAGCCUCAACGGUGACCCACCGCGAUCCAGAAACAGGGUACCCCAGCCGCGCCUUCCUGACUGUCGGCUACGGGCCGUUGAGUGAAACGUUCACAUCUCGGGUCGAUUGCGACCGGACUCGGUGGAUCGUUGAAGCGCGCAGCGGGGCCAAAUUCGGGAUUGAUUCCAAAGACGGGCAGGCAGGUGGGAACUUCCCUGGGGCGAAUGAGGGUAUUUUCGAAUAUUUGAGCACGAAGUGGGAGUUGGUGCCGGUGCAGAGUGAUAAGCCGAUGACGAAAGUUGACUUGGAAAUUCAGUUUGAGUUCCGAAAUCAGUUGCAUGCGGCUAUGAUGAGCGCUGUUGAGGGGCAGAUGGCUGGUAUUAUGAUCGAGGCUUUUGAGAAGAGGAUUAGAGAUAUCGAGGGAAGGAGGUAG
This is a messenger RNA of Aspergillus bombycis, 741 nucleotides long. RefSeq names its product ubiquinone-binding COQ10-like protein. Gene Ontology annotation, cellular component: mitochondrion. The transcript has a single exon. The record is from RefSeq and is a predicted model, not a curated record. Gene Ontology annotation, biological process: ubiquinone biosynthetic process; cellular respiration. The coding region runs from base 1 to 741 and encodes 246 amino acids. NCBI's taxonomy places the organism in Eukaryota, Fungi, Ascomycota, Eurotiomycetes, Eurotiales, Aspergillaceae. Gene Ontology annotation, molecular function: ubiquinone binding.